CUUCAAAGAGGCAGCUGCAGUGGAGAAUCAUGUUAAGCUCGGCUACUGCGGAGAGCCCAAGGUAGCCCAAUGAUGGAUUUUGAUGAGCGUGGUCCCUGCUCCUCUAACAUGUAUUUGCCAAGUUGUACUUACUACGUCUCGGGUCCAGAUUUCUCCAGCCUCCCUUCUUUUCUGCCCCAGACCCCGUCUUCGCGCCCAAUGACAUACUCCUACUCCUCCAACCUGCCCCAGGUCCAACCCGUGCGCGAAGUGACCUUCAGAGAGUACGCCAUUGAGCCCGCCACUAAAUGGCACCCCCGCGGCAAUCUGGCCCACUGCUACUCUGCGGAGGAGCUCGUGCACAGAGACUGCCUGCAGGCGCCCAGCGCGGCCGGCGUGCCUGGCGACGUGCUGGCCAAGAGCUCGGCCAACGUCUACCACCACCCCACCCCCGCCGUCUCGUCCAAUUUCUAUAGCACGGUGGGCAGGAACGGCGUCCUGCCACAGGCUUUCGACCAGUUUUUCGAGACGGCCUACGGCACCCCGGAAAACCUCGCCUCCUCGGACUACCCCGGGGACAAGAGCGCUGAGAAAGGGCCCCCAGCGGCCACGGCAACUUCCGCGGCGGCGGCGGCGGCGGCGGCCACGGGCGCGCCGGCAACUUCAAGUUCGGACGGCGGCGGCUGCCGGGAGGCGGCGGCGGCGGCGGCGGCGGCGGCGGCGGUGGAGGAGAAGGAGCGGCGGCGGCGCCCCGAGAGCAGCAGCAGCCCCGAGUCGUCUUCCGGCCACACUGAGGACAAGGCCGGCGGCUCCAGUGGUCAACGCACCCGCAAAAAGCGCUGUCCCUACACCAAAUACCAGAUCCGAGAGCUGGAGCGAGAAUUCUUCUUCAGUGUCUACAUCAACAAAGAGAAGCGCCUGCAACUAUCCCGCAUGCUUAACCUCACUGACCGUCAAGUCAAAAUCUGGUUUCAGAACAGAAGAAUGAAGGAAAAAAAAAUUAAUAGGGACCGUUUACAGUACUACUCAGCUAACCCGCUCCUCUAAGGGUCCAGCCGGCUGGAAUUGGGUGGGGGGGCUUCGUACAUGUGAGAUGAUACGCAGAUUUUGCCCUUGACAAGGUCACACCACAUGGUGACUUUUGAAAAAAAAAAGUGUACAAGAGAGAAGAGGAUACACAAAGAUAACCCAAUAGGAGAGGGUCUGGAACUCUCUUGGUUAAGAUCUCCACGGCUAAAAUUCCUAUUAGUAAUUGGAUUCUGAGAGUUGUGCAUCAACUAGAAUGAAUGGUUUGGGACCCCUGGUGGUUCACUCUAGGAGCCUGCAGAUAUUAGGGCUGGGUGUGGUCUCCACUGGGGACUGGGCCUCCUGCCAGGCCCCCUGGAGCCCCCCCCCAGGACCCUCCUCACAGAGCUUGCCCACCCCCAGGACUCCUAAGUCAACCAUCUGCAGUCCAAGCCCAGUUCCACUUGGGGAGAAGGGCAGGAGGAAAGGAAGGAUUCCCAGAUGCCCCGAGCGGGGCUGCUUUCCAAAGGCAAUGUGAAAGACAGUUGGACUAAGAGGAGGCUGUGAGAUGGGAGAAGGCUUCGGAACCUUGAGGGAAGAGAAGUCUACUAUUCAGGUGGCAUUGCUGUCUUUCCACCCCUCCUAACUACCCACCGCUGUCCCAUCCUAAGCUCCUAGUGGCCACCUUCUACAGCCCACCUGGAUUUUCUUCCUCUCAAAUGAAGAUCUUCAUUCCAGCCUGCCACUCAGGCCUAAAACCUGGUCGCAAAGCCACCGGUUCCCUGAGGUGGAAGACAUUGAAAAAUCCAGAGGCUGUGCGCCCAGGCCGCUGGUCCCUCCAUCUCUGCAGGAAAUGCCUGUGGAGUGCGGCAGUUUGGCAAAGUCUCCACCACAUUUAAUAAAACUUGGAUUUGUUCGAUGUCAGGCAACAGAACAACGGGCCUGGUCAGUGGGUCCUCAGCUAUGGCUAUAAGGGGCUGGAGUUCCCCCAAAAGCCCCGGUUCUGGUGCCGAACUUUGCCCUCAUUGGCUCAGAACUAAGCUUGGAAGCUUCCGGCCACCUUCCAAGAAACUGAGAGUGAUUUGGAAUUAUUUUAAAAGAUAAAUAUUAUAUUAUAUAUAUAUAUUUCCCUGAAGGAACCAAAGCGAAUUUUAAAAGAUGCAAUGUAGAGGGGGGGGGAGAUGAUGAAAAUAUUUAAAGGCUCUAUCUGUUUACAGUGUUCCACGGUUAAACUCGCUCACUGCUAAGAAUAUUUGAAUGUACGCUUCAUACAGGGAUGGUGUUCAAAAGACUUGUAAAUAAAGGAAACAUAA
Messenger RNA from Castor canadensis (American beaver), 2297 nucleotides. RefSeq names its product homeobox A11 (gene Hoxa11). The record is from RefSeq and is a predicted model, not a curated record. Gene Ontology annotation, molecular function: DNA-binding transcription factor activity, RNA polymerase II-specific; RNA polymerase II cis-regulatory region sequence-specific DNA binding. NCBI's taxonomy places the organism in Eukaryota, Metazoa, Chordata, Mammalia, Rodentia, Castoridae. Gene Ontology annotation, biological process: regulation of transcription by RNA polymerase II; anatomical structure development. Gene Ontology annotation, cellular component: nucleus.